Molecule: messenger RNA, 10969 nt
Organism: Coregonus sp. 'balchen'
Lineage: Eukaryota; Metazoa; Chordata; Actinopteri; Salmoniformes; Salmonidae
Source: the annotation of a GenBank genome assembly
UGGAAGCUGAAUGACUCCUUCAUUGUACCUAGAUCAGGGUCACGCUAUGCCCUCACCGGGGGCAACCUACGAAUCAGCCAUCUGAAUAAAGAGGAGGACGUCGGGAUCUACCAGUGUCUGGCAACCAACUCUUUCGGCACCAUCGUCAGCAGAGAAGCUAGUCUACAUAUAGCUUGUGAGUUUUCCUCUUAAUACAGUAAAGGUUUAAAUGGAAUAUUUCUCAGUCCAAGGAAAAAGGCAGUGGAUUCUAUCACAAAGCAUCAGUCAUUAGCAAACCAUGAUUAUGUCACUCAGUUGAUCCUUUAAUCCAGCUUAAGCAGUGGCUUGGGACAUCUGUGUCAUAGGAGAUGCAACUAGGGCUGUGGCGGUCAUGAAAUUGUGUCAGCCGGUGACUGUCAUGCAAAUAACUGCCGGUUUUACGGUAAAUUACCGUUAAUUAACAUAAGUAAGUUUAGCAUCUCCGGGCUUUCAGGCAUAGCCUACAAGCCACUGAUGCGGACCUUUGGAACAUAUUCAUUUAAAAAAUGUGAAUAAAUCCAUUUAAUAUAGCCUACACCUUCACAAUAAAUCCAUUAUUUAUUUUAGGCAGGUCUGAAGAAACGUGAUAUGAAGAAAAUGUAGCCUAUUUCAGAAGAAGAGAAAAGCAUAUUCUGAGUCAUCCUUAUGUUAAGCCGUGAUCUGGCUGUGCCGUAUGGCUGUGGGCUACACUAGUUCAUUUAGCAGACAAGAUUUGCUUAUAAUUCCUGUGGCAUUAUUUUAUAUUAUUUUAUAGUAAGAAGAAUACAAUUCCACAUAGCUGAAUAAAAUAGAAAGGCUAUUUUCCCCAAAUUAUUUCCAAGGGAGUGCGCACAUGCGGCUAUUCUGUGUUGAGCGGUUAACAAAGUGUUAAUUUGAAACAGGUCGUCCUAUAUGCUUAAUUUACAGUUAUUUAUGCAACGUUAGUUGUGAUACAAACCUUAGGCUAUAUGUUUUGAUUUCUAAUACAUUCUAAGGCUGCAUGAUGUGACUCUAGUGAUGAUCUUUUUUAAAGUCGCAUGAAAGGCAUGAGCUCUGCUCUGUUUCUUGCGCUGGCUGCACACACUUCAUCUGUCUCUCAUUCACAAUUUGACAAGCACUUAAUAAUAUUCUCAUAGCCUACUAAUAUAUGUGUGGAAUUUUUAUUUAUUUAGAAUGGCCCACAAAAACAACAUGUCAUCCAUAGCCUGCACUCUAAUAGCGAAUGGAGGUUACAUGCGGUUACGUUUUUAAUAUGCCAGGUAAGCUACAUUGGUUGUAAAACGGAUGAAUGUGUUUAAUUUUAAGAAUUUAGUAAUAAAUAUAGCAGCACGAGAAAUCUGGGAUCCUUUUUUAAAUAGUGUCUAGUCAAAACUCUGUUUUCACACGCGAUUGCACAAUGACUGGGCUUAUAAGAACACAUGUUUCACAAGGCUCCGUAGGCUAUGGGCUCUCCAACCAUGUUCCAGGGGUCCUAGGCUAUAGGCUACACUUAGAGUUAUUUGGCCACUUUAGUUGUGAUACAAACCUUAUCAAAACAUAUAGGCCUAUGGGCUACAUGAUGCAUGUUACUAUGAUUUGUUUCUUGCCUUAGACUGCACACGCUGGGCAUCAUUCACAAGUGAUAAUAUUCUCACCCAUCAGACUAUUCUCAAUUUAAUCUUGUCUUUACAUAUACUAAAUAAUAUAUGUGUGACAUUUGUUUUGAUUUAGAAUGGGCCAUUAUCAUGCACAUGUCAGAACAGGGGCAGGGGGAAAAAAUACAUGUCAUUCGUAUGCACUUGAAUAGCGAAUGGAGGAAGCUUUUCCCGCAGUUCAUUUUCAUGCCAGUCAGUUAGGCUACUCCGGUUGUAAAGCGAAGCAAUGUGCUCAAUAUUAGGAAAGUUGCUAAAUAAAUAUAGUCUAUAGAAAACUGAUCCUCCUCUUUUUAAUGGAGGCCAUCAAACCUCUGUUUUCUCACGCAAUUGCAUAGCAUAGCCUGUAGAAAUAUAGGGCAACAUGGGCUUAUAGGAACACUUAUUAAAUGACAUGUAUCAACCAGCUAUAAGGAGCUGGCUCUUGCUGUGCAACAGGUUAUCCUAUUCCGCUCAAACUCUGAAUGCCUGGGCAAUCAUGAAGUGUUUGUUUUGAUUUUCGAUUGCAUUUGCAUUGAUGUCAGAGUAAUUAGAGGAACAAUAGAGCACUGAGUACCAGGCCAUUGGCGACUGGUUAGCAAGUUUGGUAGUCUACUAAUGACCAUCAGCGGCAUCAGAGCGCAGUUUUGGAGAAGCCGAGUUACUGUGACUCAAUGGUCACGUGGAAUUUGACUGCGGUCAUGACUCAUGACUGCCGGUGUGGAGGUAAUACGGUCAUCGUAACAGCCCUAAAUGCAACAGCUCUACCAAAGAGUAGGUCUGGGAUCAAGAGGGUGUGAUUGUCGGGGGCCUUGACAGAAGCUAUAUAACUGAUCUUUUACAGUCUUCAUCUAUCACAUUUUAUAAGACUCAAGUCUUCAGAAUCUCUGAUGGCAAGGUAAACUCAGGGCCUCGGCUCUGAUGGGCAUACCAUCUAAAAUGACAGCGUGGACCUCUGAGAACAGAUGGUGCAUCCAGAUUGAAUUCUGACGUCUGUUUCCUGCUAGCAGACCUAGGGAUGAUCCUUGUGAGAGCACCCUAGGUAUUUAGCUGGCUUCUAAUGGGUGCAUUUGAGUCACGAGUCCCCACAAAGCAGUAUAUCACAUUCAAAUGGAUCCCACUGCUGACACCAAAUGUCUACACCAGGCAGUGUAUCAUAUUCAUAUUUCCUACCAAUUUUCGAGGUCUGACAUGCACUGUAUGUCAUUGUGAUUGGUCUUAUCCAUUGCCUGGCUCUGACCUGGGACCUGUGGCUUUUGUCAACUGACAAGGACAAGUAUCUGCUGUGAUGUGUCAUCCAUCUUAUUUAUUGCUCUUGGUAUAACUUAAUUAAUCCUGCGGAAUGAUUCAACGGUGCCGGGUCAGGGGAAUAAUUAAUUCGGGAGAAGCCUUUUUGAAAGUCUGUAUCAUGUCAUUUGUAAGAGACUUGGACAAGACCAGAAGUGCCUGGAGUGCUUUUUUGGCCCUCUCAGUGCUCAAAAGGCUUUGAGGCUUUGUUUUUUUAUUAUUUAAUGUUUAUAAAAUAGGAUGUAAUGUCACAAAGAUGUAACAUAUACUGAACAAAAAUAUAAACGCAACAUGCAACAAUUUCAAAGAUUUCACUGAGUUCAUAUACAGUUCAUAUAAAGAUAUCAGUCAAUUUAAAUAAAUAAAUUAAGCCCUAAUCUACACUCUUACAAAAGGGUUCCAAAAGUGUUCUUUGGCUAUCCCCAUAGGUGAACCCUUUUUGGUUCCAGGUAGAACUAUUUUGGGUUCCAUGUAGAACCCUCUGUGUAAAGGGUUCUACCUGGAACCAAAAUGGUUCUACUGGGAACCAAAACGUUUUCUUCAAAGGGUUCUCCUAUGGGGACAGCCGAAGAACCCUUUUAAGUUCUAGAUAGCACCUUUUUUCUAAGAGUGUAUGGAUUUCACAUGCCUGGGAAUAAAAAGGUAGGCGUGUGGAUUAGAAAACCAGUCGGUAUCUGGUGUGACCACCAUUUGCUUCAUGCAGCGCGACACAUCUCCUUCGCGUAGAGUUGAUCAGGCUGUUAAUUUUGGCCUGUGGAAUGUUGUCCCACUCCUCUUCAAUGGCUGUGCGAAGUUGCUGGAUGUUGCCGGGAACUGGAACACGCUGUCGUACACGUCGAUCCAGAGCAUCCCAAACAUGCUCAAUGGGUGGUGACAUGUCUGGUGAGUAUGCAGGCCAUGGAAGAACUGGGACAUUUUCAGUUUCCAGGAAUUGUGUACAGAUCCUUGCGACAUGAGCGCAUUAUCAUGCUGAAACAUGAGGUGAUGGCGGCAGAUGAAUGGCACGACAAUCUGUGACCAACAGAUGCAUAUCUGUAUUCCCAGUCAUGUCAAAUCCAUAGAUUAGGGCCUAAUGAAUUUAUUUCAAUUGACUGAUUUCCAUAUAUGAACUGUAACUCAGUAAAAUCUUUGAAAUUGUUGCAUGUUGUGUUUAUAUUUUUGUUCAGUAUAAUACAAUUGCUCAGAGAAAGAGAUUUUGUUUAACAAGUAAUACUUUUUCUCAAUAUUUGAAUGAUUUAUCUUAUACAGUCAUUUUUGCUCAUCUUUAACAAAGGUGUCAAUCAUUUUGGAACCCACUGUAGAUGUUGCACAUGAUGCAGUUGGACCAUGAAAAGCAUUGGUUUAAAAUAUUAAUUUGCAGGCACAUAAGCUCUUGAAGUUGGUCUUUUAAUUGGUAUUUUGCUUGCUCAGCGUUACCAAGAUUACAUUUUUAAAUGUGUUCCCUAUCUAGUAAGAUAUCCAUGUAUAAUAUAUAAUAUAUAGGGUGGCAGGUAGCCUAGGCAUUAGAGCGUUGGGCCAGUAACCGAAAGGUUACUAGUUCUACAUCCAUAGCCGACAAGGUGAAAAAUCUGUUAAUGUGCCCUUAAGCAAGGCACUUAACCCUAAUUGCUCCAGGGCUGCUGGACAAUGGUGACCCUGGCCAUGACCCCACUCUCUGAGUGUGUCUUAGGGGAGUUGGGAUAUGCAAACACAUUUCCAAUUCACACUAUGUGUAUUAAUACACACUUGUACAUGUGUGAAAUAGGACAAAUAUAUAUAUUAUUAUAAAAAUAUAGGCACAAAGAGUGAAUGUGUUACGGAUGCAUGGCAGCCCUUCAUCCACCACUAUCCUGUGGGCUGAGCCAUGUAGGCUGUGGACUAUCUUUCACCAUCUAAUAUGAGCUUAAAAUGUCAAAACUUUUAAAGGUUGAUGAUUCCACUGACAAUACUGUGGUGAAAUUUUUUUAAAGCCUCUGCUCGUCUGUUGUGUCCACUGGAAUAAUCUCACUCGUUAUAGGGGCAGAUUUAAUUCUGUAAUCUCUUUGGGAUUUUUAUAAUUGAAAGGCUCUUGACUCUGCUGUGGUAAGAUAUAACAUUACGCUACAGAUUGUAACUGCCAUAUUACAGGAAUAUCCUUUUAAUAUGUACCCAAGAUGCAAUGUUGUUUUCAGAUCAUCGCUAGGGUUUAGCUCUGUGCUUAAUUAUUGAAUGGUGAAAUAACUGUAUUUAAGAAACUGCACAGGAUGCAAUUAUCUUGUAUCUUAGGUGCUUCAGAUUUCAUAUCACUUCUUUAGUUCUGCCUCACAAUUGCACAUAAUUAGCAUAUUUGUUUUCCAGUGUCUGUCUGACAUUACAAUCCUAUCUAUUUCACAAGUAGAUCUGAUUUCUAUCUCUUGUUUUUAACAAACACCUUCCUUCAUUUCUAUCAAGUCCCUUUUAUAACUUCCACACAUUCGCCUCAGGUGAAAAUUACAUCCUUAUUUGGUUUUAUAGCAAUCAGAGAGUGGGGACAUGAACAGCACUCACAGUCUUGGCCUGUUCAAAAUAUAUCAGGGCUCUAGCUACCUGCAUUUCAAACAUAUAUAUAUUUUUUAACAGCAAUUUAUCACACAAUGCUAGAGAGCAAUUGUAAAGAGUUUCUCACUGAACGUUUUUGAUGUCAUAGUGUAAAUCUCUCAAACUCAACUCUGGACCUCAAAGUCAGUUCCACAGCAUUUUUUCUAAUCAGAGACUGAUUUAGACCUGGGACACCAGGUGGGUGCAAUUAAUUAUCAGGUUGACCAGAAAACCAGCAGGCUCUUGACCUCGUAGGGUAAGAGUUGAUUAUCCCUGGUGUAAAGUGUCUCAGACUUGUAAUAUCUCACUGCAAAAUUGUGUGUUGCUCACUUUUUGAAUGAGCAGAACAUAGAGCAUUGAGGAGAUGGGAACAGUAUCAUAUCAUAUAAACUAUACAAAGCGGUAUAACAUUUACAUUUUAGGGUAUGAAAGUGGUUUGAGUGGUACUUUCUACAGUAAUAUGACUCAAUAUUAAAUAACUGUGAAGGACAAGCCAUGGCUGUUGGUUAGUGCUCUCGUUCACAUCACAACAAAAAACCUGCUCACAUUCUCUUUUGAUACAAUCUCCUCUAAUUCAUUGCAUUAAGUCACAAUGGGGCAAACCAAAAUGCUAAUUCACAUCCAAUUUCACGGACCUGAAAGCACUCAAAAUAACUUGAAUUAGGCCAUGAAAAAGCACACAGAAGUAUAUCUUUGAUAGGCUUGACAAAAUAAUCCAGGGGUUGCAGAACAGUUUGGUUUGUCAGGCACGGCUGGCUUUAGUGUGUCCAGCUCAUUUGCGUUUCACACUAUGAGAAUAUUGAUCGUUUAUUUACUUCAGAUGUUGUAAUUCACAAUGGUGUAGUAAUGUUGGUAGGUGCUAUUGGGAAAUACUGCUCAUAUACAGUGGCUUGCGAAACUAUUCACCCCCCCCCCCCCCCCCCCCCCUUGGCAUUUUUCCUAUUUUGUUCCCUGAAAUUCAAAUGGAAUUUUUGGGGGUUUGUAUAAUUUGAUUUACACAACAUGCCUACCACUUUGAAGAUGCACAAUAUUUUUUGGGGUGAAACAAAGAAGAAAUAAGACAACAAAACUGAGAACUUGAGCGUGCAUAACUAUUCACCCCCCAAAGUCAAUACUUUAUAGAGCCACCUUUUGCAGCAAUUACAGCUGCAAGUCUCUUGGGGUAUGUCUCUAUACGCUUGGCACAUCUAGCCACUGGGAUUUUUGCCCAUUCUUCAAGGCAAAACUGGUCCAGCUCCUUCAAGUUGGAUGGGUUCCGCUGGUGUACAGCAAUCUUUAAGUUUCUCAAUUGGAUUGAGGUCUGGGCUUCGACUAGGCCAUUCCAAGACAUUUAAAUGUUUCCCCUUAAACCACUCAAGUGUUGCUUUAGCAGUAUGCUUAGGGUCAUUGUCCUGCUGGAAGGUGAACCUCCGUCCCAGUCUCAAAUCUCUGGAAGACUGAAACAGGUUUCCCUCAAGAAUUUUCCUGUAUUUAGCGCCAUCCAUCAUUCCUUCAAUUCUGACCAGUUUCCCAGUCCCUGCCGAUGAAAAACAUCCCCACAGUAUGAUGCUGCCACCACCAUGCUUCACUGUAGGGAUGCUGUUCUCGGGGUGAUGAGAGGUGUUGGGCUUGCGCCAGACAUAGCGUUUUCUUUGAUGGCCAAAAAGCUAAAUUUUAGUCUCAUCUGACCAGAGUACCUUCUUCCAUAUGUUUGGGGAGUCUCCCACAUGCCUUUUGGUGAACACCAAACGUGUUUGCUUAUUUUUUUAUUUAAGCAAUGGCUUUUUUCUGGCCAGUCUUCCGUAAAGCCCAGCUCUGUGGAGUGUACUGCUUAAAGUGGUCCUAUGGACAGAUACUCCAAUCUCCGCUGUGGAGCUUUGCAGCUCCUUCAGGGUUAUCUUUGGUCUCUUUUUUGCCUCUCUGAUUAAUGCCCUCCUUGCCUGGUCCGUGAGUUUUGGUGGGCGGCCCUCUCUUAGCAGGUUUGUUGUGGUGCCAUAUUCUUUCAUUUACAUUUUACAUUUUAGUCAUUUAGCAGACGCUCUUAUCCAGAGCGACUUACAGUUAGUGAGUUUUCAAUUUUUUAAUAAUGGAUUUAAUGGUGCUCCGUACGAUGUUCAAAGUUUCAGAUGUUUUUUUAUAACCCAACCCUGAUCUGUACUCCACAACUUUGUUCCUGACCUGUUUGGAGAGCUCCUUGGCCUUCAUGGUGCCGCUUGCUUGGUGGUGCCCCUUGCUUAGUGGUGUUGCAGACUGGGGCCUUUCAGAACAGGUGUAUAUAUACUGAGAUCAUGUGACACUUAGAUUGCACACAGGUUGACUUUAUUUAACUAAUUAUGUGACUUCUGAAGGUAAUUGGUUGCACCAGAUCUUAUUUAGGGGCUUCAUAGCAAAGGGGCUGAAUACAUAUGCACACACCACUUUUCCGUUAUUUAUUCUUUUGAAUUUCUUUAAAGAAGUAAUUUUUUUCAUUUUACUUCACCAAUUUGGACUAUUUUGUGUAUGUCAAUUACAUGAAAUCCAAAUAAAAAUCCAUUUAAUUUACAGGUUGUAAUGCAACAAAAUAGGAAAAACGCCAAGGGGGAUGAAUACUUUUGCAAGGCACUGUACAGUAUGCACCUAGUUUCAGUGAUUCUUUGUAAAAUAAAUAUUUAUUUUAAUACUCACUUUGAGAAAGUUAUAUUUUAAGCGUUAAUAUUUUUUGUAAUUAUAUACUGUGUUCAGUUAGUUCUUAAACCUUGUUAGUUCUGAAUACACAGGACAUGUUGUUAUAAAUCAGGGAUAGGGAAAGGGAUAGGGAAAGAUAACUUUGAUGAUAGCAAUGACUUUCUUUAACAAAGUAAUUUCAGUGGCCUCUUAAGAUUUGGUUGUUUUUCAAAUCCACCUAAUCAUGCCUCUCAAAUGCUGAAUACUUGUGCACCUGUUUAAAAAUAGAAACACACGUUGUUUUAAUUGGACAGCCUAAACAAUGUAAAUGUCUAAAUGUAUGUUGACAGGUUAAAGAAUAUGGGAAAUAAGAAAAACAGGCCUUUAUAACAAAGUUAUCCCAUAGCCUUGAGGACAUUCAUUACUGUACCUGACCUCGCUAUACUUUUAAUAAAUCAGUGGGCUCUGUUAUUCCCAAUUUACACUGCUUCCUAAAGCAGAACUAAUCACCCAUGUUAUUCAAGACUUAGAAUCGAUCUAGAAGUGUUUCUCAUAAAUCUUGCUUAGGUGGGGCACAGAUGUCCCUGAAGCAUCAUCCAGACAUGCUGACAUAGCCCUCCAAUAUUAUACAGACUUCUCAAAUGAAUCAGUUAAUUGAGGCAGUAUUCUCAUUAAGUUCAUGUAAUCAUGGGGAAUUAGUAUUCUUUCUAUUUACAUUCUCUCUUGAUUAUGGCACUAUAGGUUACAUUGGUUUGCUAUUUUGCAGUAUAGGUUCUUAGAAAUCUACAAGAGCAACAACAGCAGAGCAGGUUGUCAACAAGUAAUUGGUUGCCAUACACAUGCUAUUUCAAUCUCAAAGCCGUUUAAUUGUUGCUGGACCGUGUGCAAUGAGGAACGCAAUGAAUGAAACACAGAAAGUGAUAACAAUACAUAGUUUCAAUUAAAAUCACUCAUGUGUGACUUAUACUUGAGGAAGGGCUUUCCGCAUGCCGGAGGUGCUUGGGAUUGAACAGUUCUGUAAGUACACGGGCAGAAAUUGUUGUCUCUCAAAGUUGUCCAAAGGUGUCGGAUACUGCCAUUUAACCCAAUAAGGUAGAGGCUCAAUAUAUUACAUAGGAGCUAGAAUAAUAAAUUAUUAUAUAUUAAUAUAAUAAUAUAGUAAAAUUAGUGUUCCAAAAUAUUAAAUUGUAGUCGUUAGAAUAAUCAAUGACUCACUGUUAAAAGGGAGUAUUAGACAAAAAUACAUGACCUGUGUUUGGGGCUAUAUCAAAUUGUAUAAUGUCAAGUCACUGCAUGGAGUUCCACACUACCGAUGAUCGAUUAACUACUAUGUCAAUAAUGGGUUAGAUAAUGGCAAUAAUGGCUAUUGCCAUUGCUUCAUAAAUUCAGUAGAAUACUGCUUGAUCAUUUUGGCUUAUUCCCUUUGUCUUUCUGAAACAGACUUGGAGAAUUUCAAGACACAGAGUCGAAGUCCAGUGAGGGUUCGUGAGGGCCAAGGAGUGGUCCUACUAUGUGGCCCACCACCCCACUCUGGAGGUAAGAAAGCCUUUGCGAAACACCUAAUGACUGUGAAAGGACCAACUGAAAACUUGUUUAAGUGGCAAACUAUUUCCAUAAGUCAUAUGUAGGCCUACAAUAAAUCAAUAAAUAGCAUGGGUAUUAAAUGAAUGCUGGUGGGAUGAUGAUCGGUGCUUGGCUGGCAAUUAUCAAAUAAAAAGUAUCUUGCUCUUCCAUAUCUCAUCAAUAUAACCUACCCUGUCCACUUUAUCAGCGAACUGUUGUCUAGAGGGCAUGCGCCAAAACCAGAUUGGGCAAGUAUGCUAUUUAUCCCAAAACCAUUGUUUGAAAAAUGCAAUGGAAACACAUUGAACUCUUGCUUUUUAUUCGGUACAUGGAAAUGUAAGUGCAAAAGUGCUUUUUAUGUGCACUACGUCAUCACGCACAACUUUUAUCCGCAACAAGUCAGUCUGAUGGAAACACAGCUCCGGUGGGAAAAUGCGCAAAUGCAGAUUUUAGAAUAUUUGCGUUAAAAUUUUUCGGCAAUUGGAUGGAAACAGCUACUGAAAUACAUGGGAUAUAAUCAGAAAAUAAACAAUUACACACAAUUUAGAUAAGAAGACAGAAGUUGGGUAUGGGGGAUUUAUUUUAUCUCUAAGUCCUGGCCUGUGGAACAUAGAGGAGGUGGGUGCUGCAGGUGGUUCUGCCUGUCACUUGUCCUCAACAAGCAAGUAACCAGUCACGGAAGGGGGACUUGUAGAGAGAGAUUGCAAAAUCCAGGCACAGCUGCUCUCUUUGCUCUUCAAGUGUUUGCAGUGCCAGUGUCUCCAGUGCAUCCAUGUACCUCACAUAUGCAGUGCCCAGGAUGAUGCGGCAAGCACACAUUUGGAUGUGCUCAAGCUGGUCUGAGAGGAAUUGGGAUAGUAAACUAUUCCAAGCUGUGCAGGCAACUGUUGUCUUACAGUCAGAAAAUACACUAUCUUCUUAUUUUAGUAUUUACAAUCUAUGCACUUCUGGAUCAAUUAAUACAUUUUCUGACUGAUUACAAUUUACAUUUGGUGUCUUGAGGUUUCUUAUGGCCUAUUUUAACAUAAUAAAUGCAUUCAUUUUGCAAUGUAUUAUUUAUUAUGGAAUAUUUACACAAUUUAAAUAUCAACAGUCAAAAUGUCAGACAUGGCCAUUCUAGUAAUUAUAGAAUUCCGGCGCUCAGAGGGUUAAUGAUUAACUAGAAAUGCCUCGAGAAGGCUUUGGGAUUUGAGUGUGGCCAAGACCCAAGAUGCUAUACAGAGUUAAAGAGAAAUCACGGUGGCACUCUUUUUUUUUUUUUCAGAGCCUGUGCAUUAGGGUGCCUGCCUGUCUGCACUCAUGUCCUCUACUGCUCUCUGAGUGUCUAUCUGGAUGUCUGUGUUCAGACCCAGACC